Messenger RNA from Oncorhynchus tshawytscha (Chinook salmon), 3072 nucleotides. Its product is annotated as VPS9 domain-containing protein 1. Gene Ontology annotation, biological process: vesicle-mediated transport. Gene Ontology annotation, cellular component: cytosol; endocytic vesicle. Bases 11 to 2077 code for a protein of 688 amino acids. The record is from RefSeq and is a predicted model, not a curated record. The transcript is spliced from 16 exons. Lineage: Eukaryota; Metazoa; Chordata; Actinopteri; Salmoniformes; Salmonidae. Gene Ontology annotation, molecular function: guanyl-nucleotide exchange factor activity; small GTPase binding.
CCGUUCGUUCAUGCAAAGUUUACAUCCGGAACGAUUGGUCACAACAAUAACAACCACCACCACCAUGGCAGCAGCUGGCGCUGACAUGAAGCCCCUUCAGCAUGCCAUGAAAAUAGCUAAAGUGGCUAUACAAUUGGACGCAGGGAACCGACAUAAGGAAGCUUACUGUGAAUACUUGAGGAGUAUCAACUUCAUCACCCACUCACUUUUGGAGGAUGCUGUAUCUAGGCAGGGAGAGAUAGUAGAGGUGGAAAAGAUGUUGAGGCUGGCUGAGCAGUGUUUGGAGAGAGCCAAGUCCUCCUUCAUAGGAAGGAGAGAUGAACCUGCAACCCCUAUCUCCUACACGACACCUAUCAACUUGGCAGCACUCAGCCUGACCACAGCCUUAGCAGUAAGCCCUGGAAAGAUUGUUUCGCCACAACCACAAGAGCCGGUUAUUUACUCGGGGCCUAAAUAUAACCCCAGGCCUGGACAGCGCAAAGUUCUCUCUGAGGGUGGAGGGGAGGUCAUCACCUUCCUGUCCCCAGAAAUCUUCCAGAGUUUGCAGAUAGUGGAGUCGCAGGAUACCAGGAAGGAGCUUACACCCAUAGAGGAGGCCUCGCGGUUGAACCAGAAGUUGAAAGAAAAUUAUGAAGCUCGUCUGGCCCGACUCCCCCCUGCACAGGCCCGUACACAGAAGACUUCCCUGACACUCUCUCUUCAGAGGCAGAUGAUGGAGAACCUAAUCAUUGCCAAGGCCAGGCAAGAUGCUCUACAAAGGAAGAUGGAGGAGAGGAGACUGCGGCUGCAGGAGGAGGCCAACAGGAGAUUUGCCGCAUCUGGAACAAUUACUGCAGAAGAACAGGAGCAACGUGUUUUGUACACAAAUGUUUUGGAAUAUGAACAAGAUCAUGACUGGCCCAAGCUAUGGAAAGCCAACAUUAAGAAAAAUCCUGAUGAUUCCACAUUGGUGUCCGGCCUUGUUUCAUGUCUUCUCAGCUGUCCAGACCACCCUGUGAUGAUGUUACUGAAAAGGCUCCAGUACAGAGUUUACAACAGGCUCUACCCAAUCGUGAGUAAGAGUCUCCCUACAAGUCCUGCCCUGCCUAUGAAACCCUCCCACAGCGCCCAGAGCCUGUUGAUGUCAGACUCUCAUCAGAACGUGUCAAAAUCCGAAGUGGGCCACAGUAUGUCCUCCGAUGCCUCUCUCAAUAUCUCCUUCUCACAUGACCAUAUUGCUAACGAGGAGGAUAGUGAUGGGCCCCAUACACUGGACAGGGAGAAUUCGUUUGAGGAUCUGGAGCAGUUUCUGACACAGCUGGACUGGGCUCCAUCACAUGGGGACCCUGACGUGACCUUUGAACAGUCACAGUUGGAUCAGGAGGAGCCUCUCGUUCAAGACUUGGAGAUGCGUGAUCUCAAAGAACACCUCAAGGCUAUUGUGAAGGACAUCCAUAUUGCCAUUGAUCAACUGCUGUCGCUAUGUCUUCUCUCCUUUGAGUGUCUGAACACAGCCAGUUCUAAGGACCUGUGUGUGGCCAGCAUAGAAGAAGCCUUCUUCACUCCCCUCUGGAGCUCUUUGUUGGCUCUCUUCAGGAAGGUCCACAGAGAGAGGGAGCUGUCCUUUGAGUCCAGUAUGAGGCUGUAUCGGGAUGCCUCACCUGGUGAUGUUGGUGUCCCAUCGAAACUGUACCCCCAGGACCCUGUCAUGCUGCAUGGUUCCUACCCCUAUGACUCGGCAGUGCAAGAGCUUCGCUUGCUGUGCAGAGAUUGCUGUCCCCAGAGAAAGCUGGAGUGCAUUGUUCGAACGUUGCGUCUGAUCUGUGCUUGUGCUGAGGACUACUCCUGCCUUCAUGAGGCAGAAACCAAAACUGCAGCCAUUGGGGCAGAUGACUUGUUGCCCAUCCUCUCCUAUGUGGCUCUGCACUGUGAGCUGCCUCAGUUGGUGUCAGAGUGUGCUGCCCUGGAGGAGUUCAUUCAUGAAGGGUAUCUGAUUGGAGAGGAGGGCUACUGCUUGACCUCCAUGCAAAGUGCUCUGCAAUAUGUGGAGUCAUUGCACACAGGAGGAUUUCAGCUACACAACACUAAAUUCACCUGAUACAGGAUGAAGAUUUGUUUAGAACAGACAUAGAGAGCGGUUGGGGCAGUGUUGACCUGAUGGGUCUGUGUGCUGGAGGCCUGCCAGGUAGGAGGGGAGAUAGACACUGACGGUCAUAUGGCUGGAUUGUUCAGAGUGCUUCCGGACCAGAGGAGAAAACAUGCCAAUGCGAAUCAGGAGGAGUCCAGACAACCGCAGAGGACUAACUUUAAUGCAAAACUCGUGCUCAUUGUGUGUCCCCUUGAAUCCCUUCAAGUCCACUUACCUUGUCACACACAUGCAAGCUGAAAUCUCAGUCAGAGCUCGGAUCCUAUCAGGACCCAUUAUGCCGUAACAGACUACUCAGUCCCAGCCUCCUUGCCAUGAUACACUGCUCCAUUCCCAGACAGAUCCUCGCAACCCCACUUCCACCUCCCCUCAUAACAGCCUAUUACACGUACACACUCCGUGUGGUGCUGACAUCCAUUAUACACAGUCUAUAAAGCAAGAACACCCGAGUGGGCUCCCAAAUGGCACAAUCAAGGGUCUGGAAUCAAACCGGACCCUGGUUUGAUUCCAGGCUGUAUCACAACUGGCUGCGAUUGGGAGUCCCAUAGGGCAGGCCACAAUUGGCCCAGUGUCGUUUGGUAGGUUGUCAUUGCUAAUAACAAUUUGUCCUUAACUGACUUGCCUAUUUAAAAAGAAAUAAAACCUCUUUACAUGACAUGGACUGACUAGGUGAAUCUACAGUACACAGUUUCAUUGUAACCCUUGACAAACACACCUCAUUCAACUCAUUGAGGGCUUGAUGAUUAGUUGAAGUUGAAUCAGGUGUGCUUCUCCAGGGUUAGGAUUCAAAUGUGUAAUGUUAGUGUUACUGGAGGACCAGGGUAGGGAAACACUGGUGUAAGGUACAGGAGGAGCUAGAGGUGAAGCAGCGGAAUGUCUGUACCUCGGGUGGCCAGACCUGGGUUCAAAUACUAUUUCAAUUUCUUUUGAAUAAAUUUCUAAACAAG